Molecule: messenger RNA, 1282 nt
Organism: Cyprinus carpio (common carp)
Lineage: Eukaryota; Metazoa; Chordata; Actinopteri; Cypriniformes; Cyprinidae
Product: endonuclease domain-containing 1 protein-like
Molecular function (GO): hydrolase activity; nucleic acid binding; metal ion binding
Source: RefSeq, a predicted model, not a curated record
UGAACAUCAACUAACAUUCAAGCUCUAUUUUUUAGGUUUGUGGGUUCACAGGAUUGGAUGUGUGUACAACAGUGAAAACAUCACCAUCUCAGCUGCUAUUUAAGCGCGCAGGAGGAGAAGCCAUUUGAUCUGCGAGACUUUUUGGAUAACUUUUUCUUUUGCAGUUAAUUUCCUACGGCCAUUUUUGUUAUUUAGUUCUGAGUGAACAUGCGGCUGUGUAUCGCGAGCGUCCUCGCAGUGCUGCUGGCGCUGAGCUGUCCAUUCGGCAUGUCUGAAGUUCUAGAAACAUUCGAUAAAUGUAGUGAGUUUUUCUUGCGAGGACAGCCUCCGGUGAUUCCUGGCAUCCUGAUUCCAAAGUCUGAUCAUGCUCAUUACAAAAAAAUCUGUCAAAAAUAUAAUUCCCAAGAUAAUAAUCAAAGAUAUAUGUUUGCAACUCUCUACGACACAUCAAGCAGGAUUCCUGUUUUCUCAGCUUACAAAUACACUGGAAGAGGAAAUUUCGACAGACCAGGCGAUCUAUGGAAGAUCGAGCCGCAGCUCGAUCCUCAUGUUGGUGACAUGACUGUUCCAUACAAAAAUCAGGCCAUCAAUGAAGACUACUUCGCAAACAACUUUGGAAUGAAUCGUGGUCACUUGUUUCCCAGCAGUCACGCAGCUGAUGUAUUCACCGCCGAAUCUACAUUCACACUCACCAACAUUGUGCCACAGUAUGGGGCCUUUAAUGCCGGCGGUUGGAGAAGCAUGGAAAUUGAGAGUGGAGAUACCAUGAAUACACAAUGCAUUGACAAUAAUAAGAAAGUUUUAGCCCAUGUGCUGACCGGAGCUAUACCUGGUAAAAACAAACUAAACGAUAGAGUGAACAUUCCCUCUAGCAUGUGGAUGGCAUUCUGCUGCUAUAACAGUGGAGAAAGAUUGUGGGUCUCUCAAGCUUACUGGGCCCUAAACAAAAAGGAAAGGGAUGAUAGCGGGAUCAGUAGAAUGAGCCUGGAGAAAUUACAGCAAUUUCUGAGUGAAAAGUGGGUGGAAAAUGUGCAGCUGUUUAGGAACAACUGUAGAGAUGUCCCUAAAAGCAUCCACUAGGCUAAAAAUCCUUGAAUGACCAUUUCUGAUGUUUGAUAAGUGGUCUCUUUAGCUUUUCCAGAAUCCUAACGAUCCUAACUCUUUUUUUUACUUGCUGUUAUAAAUGGGCUGUCUGUAAAUUAAAUUAAAUUUAUGCAUUUAGCAGACACUUUUAUCCAAAGCGACUUACAGUGCAUUCAGCCUAUCAAUUUUUUAUCUAUCA